Messenger RNA from Schizosaccharomyces japonicus yFS275, 1375 nucleotides. RefSeq lists its product as hypothetical. The record is from RefSeq and is a predicted model, not a curated record. The coding region runs from base 123 to 947 and encodes 274 amino acids. The transcript is spliced from 2 exons. Lineage: Eukaryota; Fungi; Ascomycota; Schizosaccharomycetes; Schizosaccharomycetales; Schizosaccharomycetaceae.
UUUGUGUGUCAAUCGAUGUUGUUCACCUACUACAGUUGAUUGGGUAUGCUUUUUGUUUACAUUAUGAAAUCACUCAAACUUAAUUAAACAUAGAACGCCUGUUGGAAACCUUACAGACCGCAAUGUCUUCCGAAUCAAAUAUUAUGGAGAAUCAGUCCUCAAUUGAUCAGCAGGAUUACUACAAAGAGGUAUUAAGCAUUCCGUACGCUGAAAUUGAACAAGUCGAAAAACUUUUGUGCCAAGUUGCCAAAAAGCAAGAAACAGAUGAAGAAACGGAUGUUGGAAAACGGUCUUCUGAGCAGCUUGUUUGGUGCAAACGAACUAGUACACUUGUUUCAGCAAUUGUCAUAAUGGUACUCGAUUCAUUGGAUGAAUUGUUGCUUUCUCGUAAUCUAAAGGAGAAUGAUUAUGCUGCAGAGGAGAAUACCCGUUUUCAAAAUAUUGUUCGCGUCUUUUCAGAGAACUAUAAAUCCUUUGACAACCCUAAGAUCAACGUCUUUGCGGAGAUUCUUGCACAGGUACUUUUAGGAAUAAAGAUGAGCAUUGCACAGGUAACUGCAAUGCAGGAACUUGAUGCUAAUGGUGCCGAACUACCUGACGACUUAUAUUCACUUUGUCAAACCAUGAUCCAUAACUGUGAGAAUCUGAUUCUUUUAGCUGAAUGUUCACGAAAGCUUGGUAAACGAAGCGGUAAGAAACAAUGGCUUGGUUUGUAUCAAAUAUUCAGCAAGGCAAGCAGACAGCAGCUACAAGACCGGCUAAGUGAAUAUGAGAAGAUAAGUGGUUCUACGGACAAAAGCACAGAAAGUAUGCAAGAUACAAAAGAUUGGGGACAGCAUAACCUCACUGGCGCGAAGAGUUCCUGGAUGAGAGGCGUAUUUUCCAAACUGAAAAAAAAGCAAACUAGUCAAACAGAGACUGUUCCAGUUAACAGACAGGUGGUUUAAAAUUCGAGAAUCACGUAACGAUACUAUUCAUGAAUCCUCCUUAUGAUCCGACUUCUGCUUUUUCAUGUCAUGCGACGGCUUAAGAGCAGAAAUAUGCUUGUUUUGUUUGAUUUUUUCUUUCCGCUAAUACAAUAAUGUCAGCAACAGUAAUGAAAUUCAAUAAAGUUUUGCACUGAAUUGUUUACUCAUACAUCUUCCAUCAAGCAGGUAUCUAACUGUUUCUUUAACUCAUUGCACUUUCCAAAGAAGCGACCAUAAGAUUUAUGACAUUCUGCUAACUCGGCUAUAAUUUUUGCACAUUUUGGAUACUUUUUUUCGUCUAGAAGUGGAUGCAUUGGAACUGAUCAGUUGAAAUAAUUGCUACUACUUCUAAGUACGUGCACAGUAACUAGUUAUUUUAAUAAUAAGUAUUAGAUUUUAAAACCGCA